AUGCGACGGACGAUUCGCUUCGUCCGUCUCCAAAGUGUGGUGCGUUUUUUAGAUUUGGUCGCGGGGUCGUCCAUGGCUGCCACCGCCAUGCUUGCGUCGCUGUCACCGGUAUCCGGUUCCAGUUCUGCCUGGCCGGAACUCGCCGCGGGAACAGUUGGCAGUUCUGGCACGGUCUCUCCUCGUCUUGUCCGGUCAUCUGAUGGCAGCGGGACUUCCGGAGCCUCGAUAACGUUGCCCGGGAUGAGCACAAGGGGCAGUCGACGGACACUGACGGGCCAGUGCGGUGUGGUGGCAGCGGAAUUUUCCGGUAAACAGGCGCAGCAGGCUGCAGGUCGACCAGAUCGAGGCCCAUCGACUCGGAUUCAGACGGCUUACGGCUGUUCCGUCCUUGAGGUGUCGUCUGCUUCAGCAUAUUUUGGUCCUAGGCAGAGUCCGGUGACGUUUGCUGGCGUGGACUGCAGGUGGCUAAUCGCGGAUGGUCCGGUCACAUUUGGCUCGGACUGGUGUCGGCAGCUAAUCGAGGAUGGUUACCGACUAAACUGCAACAGCGUCCGUUCAGGAACGUGGAAACUUGCCGUGCGUAAUUCGGCAAAUACUCUUUGCAUCACUUCCGUCUCGGUCGACUGCGAGUUAACGGAUUGGUUUUCUGAGCAAUUAAUCAUGAUCAUACGAGAAUAUAAUAUUAUAUAG
Macrosiphum euphorbiae (potato aphid) is the source of this 690-nucleotide messenger RNA. NCBI's taxonomy places the organism in Eukaryota, Metazoa, Arthropoda, Insecta, Hemiptera, Aphididae. The record is from the annotation of a GenBank genome assembly.